Messenger RNA from Meloidogyne enterolobii, 573 nucleotides. The record is from the annotation of a GenBank genome assembly. Lineage: Eukaryota; Metazoa; Nematoda; Chromadorea; Rhabditida; Meloidogynidae.
AUGAAUUUUUUACAUUGGUUCUUAAUACAUUGUUUAAUUUUAAAAUUGCUUCAAUUGUCGGGAACAAAUGCUGGAUGCUGUCAAAGUCAACAGCACGAGAAUGAAUCGGAGGCUCAAGUCGAUUAUGAUGGAGAAGGGGAAUGUGAAGCAGAAGAUGAUAGUGAUGGAGAUGAAGGCGAUUUUCAAGAAGAAAAUCCUGAUACUGGAGGACAAUGGGAAGAAGAGUAUGAAGGCGAUUUUCAAGAGGGAGAGUGGGAAGAAGAUUAUGAAUGCGAAGCUCAAGUAGAACAUCAAUAUACCGAGCGAGAAAGUGACUUGAUGCCUUCUUCAUCACAAGGAGAAACUAGCUACCAUUAUGGUGCAUACGAUGAGGAUAUUCAUCUGUCUCAGCCACACGAUGAAGAGGCAACAGAUUGGGAAAAUCAGCCUUCUUCAUCCCAAACAGGAGGAAUGCCUUAUAUCACUUGCGAUGAUGACAUGACAGCUCACGUUCAAAAUUUAUCAGAAAAUAUUCAAAACAUAAAGUUAAAAGGUCACAAAUUUUAUUAUUUUUUUCAUAAAAGAUCAUUUUAA